UAAACUGUUCAAUCUUUAAUAUAUCUUGGUCCAUCUUUCCAUCAAUGCCAAUCAUCUUUCCUUUUCAUUCUAAAGCAUCCCCAGAGCAUAAUGCUACAACUGCCCUGCUUCCACCAUGCAUUUAAUCUCCCCCACAAUUUAAAUGCAUGGUGGUGCAGUGCUAGCUUACAGCAGAAGGACCUGGGUUCAAAUCUCGAAUUGGCGUAGAGUUUCCAUGUUCUCCCAAUACAUCUAUGGGCUCUCUCCUUGUACUGUGGGUUCCUCCUUCAGUCCAAAACUACAGUAUAUUUGCCAAGUCAACUUGGCUUUCUAAAUUGUUAUUAGCUUAGAGCUAGUAUUUGAAGUAAAGCCACUCUCAUUGCAUUAAUGUACAAAUAUAGCAAAUUAAUUUCAGAUUUGUUUUUCAAAUUAAAUUGUCCAAAAAAUUCAGAAUUAAAUGCUCAAAUUCCAACAAGAAUAAUUUAAUAUAAUCUACAAACCUAUUAUAUUUCUGAGAGUCAUUAUUUUCCCAGUUGAAAUGUUUAGCAUAGCCUUGGGUUAUUUUGAGAGUGAGACUAGGCUACUUCUGUCAGAUUCCAUUUUAUCUCUCAUUUGGCUUGGAGGUGAUGUAAUACAUCACAUAUUUAUUUGACAGAAACCACGUGGGCAAAAGAAAAAACAUCAGGCAUAUCAAACAUGCCUGGGUGUGGAAGGGUCCAGCCUUUAUUUUUAUGUCAGUGGGUGGAGGUACCAGCCUGCCUUGCCUUUGUACAUCUUACAUCUGGAACUGGCACAUUUUUCCCCCUUUCCCAAAUAACAUCUGCAGUUAAAAAGCCAGACAGGUAGUUAGAGUUGAUUGGUCAUGGAUGGAUUUUUUCCCUCUCCUUUCUUUCCAUGUAGCUCUCUCUUUCCCUCCCUUUUUUUGUAUUCUACAAAGCCCAGAGGCUAGUAUUUCACUGAUUACAGAGUGCCUCCAUUUGAAUGGUCGUUUGUGUAUUGUCAGAACAAAGGAGCGAGCGGCCUCUGAAGAGGUGCUAGACAGGGGAAUGGAUUGGGCUCAGCGAUUAGGAUGAGUGGAACUGCAGGUUCAGGCUAGCGUAGCAGCUCCUCCACUGCUCAAGGUUCUUUCUUGACCGGGAACAGACGUAAGGCUGCAACUGCACUUCAGUCAGUGCAGGACAGUGAGCAGUUUCAGCUGAAAUGGGAGAGGCUCUGGCACUCAUUUUUAAAAUUGACACCUUAGGUUUAAGUUCAGAUUAAAAUCCAUAAUACAUCAGAUUUUUAUUAGACAUCACAGCUACACUCAUAAAUAGUUUAAAUCUGCAAAUACUUGAGACAGCUCUAAAAUAGAUAACUGUUUUUUGUAAGUUAAAAUAUGAAAUAUACCUUAAUAUCUAUUAAUCCAUGCAGUGGAAGAUAUUUUAGCUCUAUCACAGAACCUAUCAUAAACAGUUAUCCUUAUUUCCUGUCUAGGGGGACAGCCAAUCAGCGCCAAGGAUAAUAAUUACAGCUCUGAGAUUGGCCGUUUACUAUCUUUAAGGUCAGCAGGUUAAAUAGAUUCCUCUAGUAUUUGACUUGACUGUCCUUAAAUGAUAAUUGGGAUGAUUAGGGUCAUUGUCCAUUUGGAAGACCCAUUGUGAAAUAUCCUUUCCUUGUAAUAACAUCUGUUUUGUGAAGUGUGUUGGUCCAUCUUACAGCAAAACACACAGCAUAAUGUCACCUCUCCUGUACGUUGCAGUUGGGAUGUUUUUCCCAGGAUUCCAAGCUUCUUAUUUUUUCCUCCAAAUGUACCAAUAGUCACUGUGGCUAAACACUUCAAUUUUACUUUUGCCAUACCUCCAGGCACGUCUCUCAAAAUUAAGAUCUUUGUCCCCACGUGCAUUUGCAAAGAACAAUUUACUACAGUAAAUCUGUAAUAAGCAUGUUUUAUAGCAAUAGACAUUCUUCUCUGAGACAGUGUACCUGUUUCUGUUCUAAAUGGUGUGAUGACUAGACAUCCCCAGAUGAAAGUGACACUUUCAGGCAUGGAGAAAUUUUACUUGAUGAUAAAUCAGAAAUUUUCCAAUUCUUUUGAUAUUUUACUGAUUUCCUUUGGUUUUUCCAUCACGUCACACAUGGAAGGAAGUGUCUUUGUUUUUCCAAAUGAAAUGUAUGGAACAGACUGACUUCACUUUUUCUACUGAAGAACAUGCUAUAUUAUAUAGUAUAUGCAAUCUCUUGAAUUAAAUUGACCUGCAAGGUUCAAUAUUCACAAAUUCCCUGUUUUGUCAAACAUAACUCCACAUUAUUUGCAUAAAAUGUAUCUAUUAGUCGAUUUUUUUCUUAGAGCAUAUCUAAAAUAUUUGAGAGAAAAUGCAACUUUGGAAGUUGAAUUAUCUACUUGAUACAUUAUUGGUUGGUGUUUGCAAAGCAUCCAAUCCAGGAGCCACAUUUAUUUUCCUUGGCCCUCAUUGCAGAUGUUAGCUCCUGUGGUAAUGCUAAGGUGCUCUGAAGGGUGAGUAUUAAAGUGUAUUUGGUAUUUCAACUUUUGAGAUGGGGGGGCAGGGAGGUCUUAAGUGUAUGUUACUUCAGUCCUUCCGGAAUUCUGGUUAAAUCAGACCUGAAAUCUGAAAGACUGCCCUCUGGUGGUCAGAAAUUGUACUCCAGGUAGCAGACAACUUGCAGCAUCAACUGAUUUUAUGCAUGUUGCUAAUAUUGCAUGUUCUACCAAAAACAGGAUGGCGUGCAACACAGCACACAACAGUCAGUAAUAUUGCAUGUGUUACAAAGGUUUACACUGAAAAAACAAAGAUAAAAACGCUUAUUUGUUUGGAUUUCUAGCUAUGCUCAAUUCAAGCGGCACAUUAAAGACCUUCAUUUUUUUUGAAGUAAGCAAUUAGACUGUAAGCUACCUCAGAACAAUACGAUUUUUUAACUAUUGUAAUUAGCUAUAUUAGCCACAUUGUUUUAUGCAGAAUUUUAGUGAAGGAUUUUUCCAUGCCUUGCCUGUCAUGAAAGUAGCCAAAGUAUCAUUUGAUAAUUUUAAUUGUUGGUUUUGGUCAAGAAGUGUCCUGUUCUUCACCUUGCUUUUAAGACCCAUACCGUUUGAGUUUGCACCAGAGGAGCAGCUCUUCAGACAGCUCAGCAAUCAGAUAAAAGUUAACCUGACAGGUUCCUGUUUUGAACACCCACUCAGUAUUUCUCACCCCUAACAUGGAGGUAAUGACCUAGAAAUCAAAGUCCUCAUCAAAUUCAACGGGUGGGCUCAGGUCACGCUCCUGGUGGGCUUCUUUUGAUUCUGAAGCAUCGCCUUUUCAAAGCUGUUUUCUUGCUAAUUUUUAAUUUACUUUGAACCUUCGCCUCAUUGAUGGCGCCCAUGAACAUCCACCAAGAAUAGAGUGUCUGAGUGUUUUCAAUAACUGUCAGAUAAUAAUAAUGUUUUGUGUGAAUGACUCAAGUAUUCUGGCCAGUUUGUGACUCUCACAGUAAUUUCAUGCCACAUUACAAACAACAAGCCCCUUAAUUUGGUAAUCACGGUCAUCCAAGAAAACAAUUACAGGGUCAUUCAAGUAAGGGGGAAAAAGAGCUGACAAAAAACACUUACAUCAUUCCACUUCCCAAAAUUUCACCACUAAUCCACCCAUUUCUGAAGGCUUAUUAUACUAUUAAAGCACUCGUCUUGUUUGACACGUCUGCACACAGCAACAGGACUUUUUUUUUUUUCUUCGAUUACCUCUUCUUGACCAAGGGAGUUGACAUUUAUCUGUCAGAUGUGGGCCAGAAUUUUGGAACACAUGAGGUCUUUGGGCUGAUUGUUAUUCAGUUGUAACACUGUGACACAUUUUGGCACCUUCUUCUGCGCUUAGCAACGGCCAGGGAUUUUGUCCAAGAAUGAAUAGUUUUAGUGAGGUCUUCAAAACGCAAGCAGUCACAUUAAGUUAUUGCACAUGUUUGCAACUAGCAACAAGGGAGCCGAAACUUUUGUUUAUGUUUUCAGACAACUGUAGACUCCCUGUUGGACCGAGAUGGAGCAGAUCAGCAUUAAUGUCAAACAGGCAACUGGAGCUAAUGGAAACAUUAGUAUGCUUGACGUGUACUCUGGUGUUCGGAUGAUUUGUUGAGGAGCAGGGCUUUAAUUUUCAUCCUCUGGUCUCCUCCCUUCAAGGCAAACCUAACUGAGCGCUAAUGACUCCGUGCAAACAAUGUGUGACAGGGGGGACAAAUUAAAAACACUUCCUGCUUCUUUCCGCCUCCUCCCUCUUUCUUCAGGUGAUCUUUGAAGGGUCUCUGAGGUAGCUCCCUCCCUCCCAUCUCUGGCUCCUUUCUCCGUCACCCUCCAUAAAGCCGAGGUGUUGCGACCCCAUCACGACCUGGAUCCAUGUUAGCCGUUUGACUUCGGGUAGCUGGCAGAAGGACAUGAUCAGCGGUGUGAAAAAGGGGUGUCUGAGUGUGCGUUUGAAGCGGCGGGGUGGGGCCGGCCUACACAAGAGGGGUGAGGUUGAUUUUGAGGGAGAUGAGAGGAAGAGGGUCGUUCCAUUUAAGUCUCACAUGCUUGUCGAGCUGUGACUUCUUGUUAAAAAAGAGAGGCUUCUGGGUGGUGACCCCUCCGCAUCAGUCGCUUCACCUUGGGAAUUGAAUGGGACACACACCGCAGCCACCGAGCCCUCCCUCCCCGACCCUGACACCCCCUCCUCUUCUUUGAGUCAAUAUGUCCGUGUCAGAGAUGAAAGUGCAAAGUGGGAGGGACGCAGAGGGGGUCCUGACACUAAUGUAGUACAUUGGGCUUCACUUACUGAUCUGCCAAGUUCUUUUGUCAAGCCCUAAAUGCCUGCUAGGGUCCUUUGAACUGCUGAGCGCUCGCCCGCCCUCAGAUGCCUCCUCCUUUAGCUUCAAUGAGAUAUCCCCGGUGACAUUCCCACAGUCCCGCCGCUGCAGACAGACACGCAUAAGUGCACGGAAGCGGUUCAAAUUCAAAGGCUUGAAAGGGCUCUGGGAGUAACAUCAUUCGCCACGUUGCAGUUCUGGCUCAAAUUUGCUUUUUGUAAGAGAAAUUAAAAAGAAUCAGUGAAGGCGAAUCGCUUUCAGGUAAUUUAAAAGCACUUUCAUUGGCUGGGUAGCAAAGCGAGCCAGGUAAACUAAGACUUCUAACUUUCUUGCUAGUUUUCCUCACUCCCUCGCUCUUGUCGGCUAAUCUGUGUGGGUAACCUUAUCCCAAUUCUUCCCCGCAUACCCAACCCCACCCUCCUCCAAUCCUCAAGAACUGGACUGAAACAGCUCCUCAUUCACAAAGCCCUUUCUUGUUAUGCUUCUCCAUCCAGGAUAUGAUUGAUUCUCCCUGAUUUAUCAGGUUUCUUCAUCUUCCUCUUUUCCCUCUGUUUCAAUUAAAUUCGGGAAGCAGGUUUGUUUCCAAACUGGCAGUGUGAAAAUAAAUAUAACCAGGUUUUUUCAAUUUAAAGGGUAAUUUCUCCCAAAUAAGACCUAUUUCCUGAGGCCUCAACAAAGGUUGAGUUUUAUUAGUACAGUAAAAUUAAUAGGAAUAUUCUUAUCAAAGAAAUAUAACUUAUUGUUUAUGUGUGGCAACAAAGAAUUCAAAAUGACAUGACUGAUUCUAUCAAUUUGAAUAAAUAAUUCAAAAAGAAAAGUGUAGAUUUCAUAGAUUUUUUUACACCCAAGGUAAUAGUUUUAAAACAUCACUUCUGUUAAUUUUGAUUGUAAAAUUCAGUUUCUCAUAAAAUGUGAAUAUUUAGAAUGGAAAUUAAAAUAAAUGAAUGCUGUUUAAAUCCAUGUUAGUGAUUUGUCCAUUAGACAGUCUUUGACAACCUCCUUAAGAAACAUAAACCACAAAAGGUCACUGUCAAAGACAGCAAAAUGUAUUCACGCAUAUUAAGGAAAAAACAGAUUGGAGAAAAGAUAAAACGUUGCAUAUGUAAUGAGGAUAAUUGCACCUUUGAAAGGAUCAUGAAGCAAAGCCCACUGAUACAUUUGGAGGAGAUUUAUGGACUGCAGUCAAAGCUUUGAGAGCCAUUACACAUAGAAGUGUCCAAAGUCCCCUUUUCAGAUAGAAGAACAUUUUUCAUUUCAUUCAGAAAUCAAUGCCCUAAUGACUGGAGGACGAGUGAAGAGGUAAAGUCCAAGAUGCUUGAGGUAGAGAAUAGGUGUUGUAACUUUCAGAGAAACUAAAUAUUGUGUUUCCCUUAGCAUCACAAUUAACAGAAAACUAAAAAGCUCAGUCUGUAUUCAAUAAAUCUAUAUCAUGUACAAGUUUCACAUAUUUUAUUAAAUGAUUUAAUUAAACAUACUUUUUGAUAAUAUAAUUCACCAAGAUACACCUGUAUUUUGAAUUUGUCCGUUACUUCAGUCUCUCUUUGCCUAGUCAGGUUUUUUCAGACAGUCUAACAGGAAAAGAUAAAAAACAAGUAAAGUUUUGAUCAGGAAUCCAAUGACUCAAAUAAGGAUCAGCAAGAAGGUCAGAAACAUAUUUGCUUUGCUUCCUUUUCUCUAAAUCUUAUUUCAUGUCUUUGGAAUAAACCCCUAGCUCUGGCUCCUGAUUGGUCAGCUGCCAAAGCAACUAUUACAGCAGAGGAGUGAAUGCCAGAACCAUCAGACACUUGGCUUGCAUCCAGUAGCUAUUCCCCAAUCUCUGAAGACUGAUAAAAUGAUAAAAGCAAGUUUUAAAAAGAAUGUAAAAAUCAUGCUUCUCUUCUCUUAUGAGCUUCACAUUGGUACCACCAGAAAACAUGCAAAGAGCCACAGAAUACAUGGAUCUAUUUUGGCAGUAGCAUAGUUCUACACUGAAAAAAUAAGUUGAUGUUUCAUCUGAGUAUAUCUGAGUAUCUGAGAAUUUAGCAGUUAAAAAAAAUACAAAUACAAAAAAGCACAGUUAUUGUUACCAAUAAGCAACCCUCUAAAAUAAAUGUAACUCAAGCAUCUAUUUAAUGCAUACAUUAGUUUUUUUAAAAUAAUUAUUUAUUUCUAGGAACUUCUAAAUAGUAAUCCAGAACUUUCUACAAAUUUAGUACAAUUAUGACAUGAUGCAGAGACAAUUUUCUUCAGCCACUUUAGGCCAGUAGGCUAAAAAAUAAGAGGGGCAUCAUAGUGUCAUAAGGUUUCCCUGACAACUGUAAAUGCCAACUGGUUGUUGGGGAGUGACGCCCAAAAAAUUCCUUUAAGUCCUACAAUAACAAACAUUGCUCAGGUUUUUACUGGAACUGGAUGGUUUGGUCAGAUGAGAGUAUCUGGAAUAUCUGGGACAAAACAAAAGAUAAAUACAUGCAAAAGCACCUGAUACUUUCUGUCAAGUGUUUUAAAUACAGUGGAGGUUCUGUGGUGGUGUGGGCUGUUUCUCUUUCAAAAACCACUGACAACCUUGUUAGACUACCAGAAAAAUGUAAAUAGAUCAUCACUGGACCUUUUAGGGGAGUCUAAUACAGGAGGACAGAUUUAUAUUGAAAUGAUUAAACAGACACAAAAAUCAACUUUCUUCCAUCUCCAUCUGAGUCCAUAGAAAUCCUGUAGAAAACCUUUGGGCUGAGCUGCUCAGCAGAGAGUAUAUAAGGACUCUGGACAGUCUAAAGAUCACAUCAACAAGAAUAUUUUACCUUUCUCUCUAUGUGUUCCAAUUAUGCAGACUAAAAUUAGGAAACUAUGCAGUUGUUAUACUAUUGCUGAACGUUGCUGAAGUCUAAUGUACUGAGCCCAGCCUCUCCUAAUACUUCUCUUUGGGCCUCCUUUCAAGGCCUUUUAGACUAAUUUUAACUGGCCAAAUAUAUUAUAACAAGAAGACCUGACACACAUGCCACUUGAUAUAGCAUCCUACAAAAUAUUGUAUCCAAGGCAUACCUUAGAUUUACAAUUCUUAGAAUUCUUAGAAUUGCAAAUUGCUGUUCUGUCUCAAAAGGGAGACAGAACAGCCCUUUUUAUACCCCUGAUUAAACAGCAGGGGUACCAAUAAAUUUAAUUUCUAUCAUUUUAGUGUGAGAUUCUGCUAAAAGAAAAUAUAUGUUUAUUUUAAGGCAUCUUACACAUUUUUACCAGGAGGGAAAACAUUUUUUUCCCCCGCAUCUGGGUCCCUCUUCUCCUUCCUCUGACUCACAUGUGAUCACCUCAAAUAGCUUCCGCUGUUCUCUCUGUUAUUCUUUAGUUGUGGUUGGAGAAAUUUGUCCCAAACAUGCAUUGAAGAGAUGACUAGUGAUUCAGACCCUCUGCUGAUUGCUUCUAAUCAUCCUGCCUGCAAAUCACUCCUCAGGUGUAUUUUUAUGUGUAGAGAAACCUUUGUGAGGGGUGAGCAGCAACUAAUGUAAGCUGGAUUUGAUCAAACACUAACAACCUGAUAUUUGUGCAACCAUCAUUCAAAUAACCUUUUGAAUAAUUACUAUUUACUGCACUUUCUGUGGUUUCCCUACUAGGGGCAGAGAGACUAAAUUAGCUGUGUUCAGUUGUGUUACAGGGAUUAUUACAGUGCAUUGCAGACAGGAUCACACUUACCUGCAGAGAAAAAAAAAAUCUCAGAUUCAUUUUAUCAUCUCAGCUUGACCUUAUCAGUAAUAUUCAUUCAUUUUUUCAAGUUUUUGUGAUGUAUUUUUUAACAUGUCAUGUAAAUCAGUAGCUGGGGCUUUUCUCUUAAUUUCCCACCAAACCAGCAGAAGAAGACCCUUUGAAAUCCCCACUCAUGGGAAGUAUAUGUAACCAUUUAGAAUCAUUUUAAAUGUCAAUGCAUAAGGAAUCCCGAGGAUCCAGUUUUAAUGGGACAAUAAAACCGAACCACAAAGCUGUUUCUCUCUCUCUCUCUUUUUUGUUGUUGUUUAAAUUGCAGCCUCACUUCAACGUUGCCAGCUCUGUAGCACUCGUAAACACAUUCGCACCUCUCUUUUAUUUAAAUGUCGGUUAAGUUAUGGCGCAUAAUUGAAGAGAGAAAAAAAAAUGCAUUUGAAUGGUGUCUGGGGGGAGCAGGUCCAAUCCACAAACCCACACCGAUUUAAAGAGCGCACAGAAAGGAGAGAUACAGGGCAAGUUUCUGUUCCUGGAAGAGCAAAGGUACCUCAACAAUCAAGUUAAUUAAAACUACUGCUGGUGUCAGAAAUAAAGGGAAUUAUAUCCAUACCCAUUAAUUACUUUUUUUUUAAAAGUACACAAUUUGCAUAAUUAAGUAGCUAAAACUCACCUUCUUUAAAUUAGAUUAUCACGCAUCGUUGACAGUGUUGACUUUGUUAAGGUCUAAUUUCUUCUUUUUUUAAAAGUUUGUAAAGAAAAAAGAUCCUACUGAAAAAAAAGAAGUAUAACCAUCUCCUUGCGCUUUGCCCACCAGGAGAAAAAAAAAAUCUCUAAAGCUGAUGGUCUCUCUGCGAUUACCCUAUCAGGUGCAAACCGCUGACAUGUUUCCACCCACCAACAACAAAAAAGCCUCUCUGUGCCCAAAUCUCCAGCCGCAGACGCACAAACACCGCUGACAGGCAGGCAGGCAGCGCUGCGCUAUCAUCAGCCUCUCCAGGGAUCUACGACUUUUACUGUCACUGCGAUAUUUUUAUUAUUAUUUUAAUUUCACCUGGAUAAGUUUAUCUGCUUGACUUGUCUUUUGAGGACCGCUUUAUUUGAUUUUUUUUUUCUAACAUUCAUACAAUGUUAGAAUAAAAUGUGCCUUGCAAGGUGUAGAAAUCCCCCACAGGUACGGACCAAGAUGAAGAGUCUGUGAUCUCUGGAGGAGCAGAAGCUCAAAGGAUAUUUUUUUAAGUAAGGGGGAUUUUUUGAGACGUCGCAACUUGGCUCCAGUUUAAGGUGAACUUUUGAUACUCCGAGGACCUGAUCUGAGAAGUUAAUCUUUGGGAUAGCUCCCCCAACAAGGAAGCGCCCAAUGUUGUACUCCGUGCCUUUCCUGCUGCAUAUAUCCUUACAUUGGGAUUCAGUCUCCUGCUUACCGCCGGAGUUGUGUGCGUAAAAAGACGCGCAGCGGAGCGAAAGCCAGAGAGAGACAGAGAAGGAGGCGAUCCCGCCAACCUUUCCCGGGGCUCUGAGUGUGUGGAAGCAGGUGUAUUUGAGCCGUCUUUCUGAAAGCCAAGAUGUCCGUGCUGCCUUCGAGGUUCCUCUACCUGUGUUUACACUUUCUGGUUUUCUACUUCCAGCUGCAGGAAUCGCAGCAGAGCACUGCCGAUUUCAGGUUUUACAUUGAAAACCACACGAGGAACCCGGAUGACUUGAGCCGGAAGCAGGUCCGGAUCUACCAGCUCUACAGCAGGACCACGGGCAAACACGUCCAGAUCCUGGGGAAGAAAAUCAAUGCCAACGGAGAUGAUGGGGCCCUUCUUGUUGUGGAGACGGAAACAUUCGGAAGUCACGUUCGAAUAAAAGGAAAAGAAAGUGAACAUUAUAUUUGCAUGAACGACAAGGGCAAAAUUGUGGGAAGGCCUGAUGGAAGGAGGCAAGAGUGUGUCUUUGUCGAGGAAUUCCUGGAGAACAACUACACGGCUCUUGUGUCGGCCAAGUACAAAGGAUGGUACCUUGGCUUCAACCGGAAGGGCCGACCCAAGAAAGGCUCACGCACCACGCAGAGGCAACAGGAAGUCCACUUCAUGAAGCGCCAGCCUAAGGGUCGAGUGGACCCGUUGGAGGAGUUCCGUUUCACCACAGUAACUAAGCGGACACGAAGGGCUCGGCGAUUAAAAACCCACCCCAAGAGGAACUGAAGGGGCAGUUGGGAAAGCACUAGAUGUCCUCACAGGAGGAAACAGAAACUGAAAAUCUCAAGCUUCUUAAAAGAAUCACCUUAAAGACUCUGCUUCUGUAAAAGAAAGACAAACUAAAAGAACAAAAAGUCAAAGAUGUUUUAUUUUUGUAUUUCAGGAUGACUGAAUAUUUCCUGACUCUUGGAUUCUCCUGGGUUGAUGUCAUUGUGCUAAUGUUUCUGUCAUGUUAUUUAUACUGGAUAAACUCAAGGACCUCUGAGAGAACUCGUGUCGCUGCUGUCCUCAGCCACGUUUGAACUGCAAGCUGAAGGCAUACUUUCUUUUUGACAAUGGGAGCUGAAGCAGGAGCUGACGCAAUGUUAUAAAAAUCAGCCAACUAGAGAUUUAUUGGAAUACCUGUCGGUUUUUGUUUGUGUUGCCCCUGACAACGCGGAUCCCAUACUUUCCACUGGAAUUAGACACCAUGGAGAUGAAACGGAGAGAGGCGGCAGGUGACACCGCGCUGCCGGGAUAACUGUGUAGCUUUGAGUGCAAUAUUUUACAAGUCUCUUGUCCUCUACGUUCUUUCCAUAUGUCUUUCAUCCCUAAAAGUCACUUGUGGCUCCUGGAAUGCGCUGAAACCUCGCAGUCCCCAGUGAGAUCUUCAUGACAUUUCCAUGCAGCCUGCGAUUCAGCUGAAACGCAACGUGCUUUGACGAGUCCAACACCCGUUGUGAUUUUAGUCUUGUUUAAACACUGAAAGAAAACAGUACAAACAGAAAAAACAGCGUAAUUCCACACUGUCUUCCAGCUUCAACACACGUGGGGAAGGUUGUUAAUCCCUUUUGUCUGUUUCUAUUAGCUCUUCGUCACAUGUGUUAAAACUGUUUCAGAUAUGGAUUCCUUUUAUUCUUAAACUGAGAGCUUGCCAGCCUUUUGGGGCCGACAAUGACUUCCUCUACCUCUUGUGUUUAUCUUUACCUGGGCUGAUUGUCUGUGUUCAGUUAAUUUCAACUUUGACCUUAAACUCAGCUCUUCUUUUCUUUUGCUCACUUGAAGAUGCUUUUGGAAAAAAAGCAUACCAAUCAUCCACAGACAGGAAAUCUGUGCAUUAUCCUACAUUAUUUUAUAAACCUCCAUCUGAUGAUUAAAGCUUCUUCUCCAAUACUGAGAUGACAGGAUUCAGAGAAUCCUUUCAGCCAGAUUUCAUGUCUGAAUCAUAAAAAGGGAAAACUCUUUGCUUCUCACCGACAACAAACUCCAGGUUUUUUCACCAGUAGUUUGUAUUUACCUGACCCCUGGCAGGUCUUUUUGUAUGAGUUGCUACUAACAACAUGACACAUUUAUGUUUUUUUUAAACAAAUCUAAGCAAAAAAUAAUUUUAUGACUAUUAUUAAGAUAUUUAUUGUCUCCUUUUGUAAAUAAAAUGUGAGUUUUA
Messenger RNA from Xiphophorus hellerii (green swordtail), 12051 nucleotides. RefSeq names its product fibroblast growth factor 24 (gene fgf24). The transcript has 5 exons. The record is from RefSeq and is a predicted model, not a curated record. Bases 10011 to 10634 code for a protein of 207 amino acids. Lineage: Eukaryota; Metazoa; Chordata; Actinopteri; Cyprinodontiformes; Poeciliidae. Gene Ontology annotation, molecular function: growth factor activity.